UACAUACAUAUGUAUAUUUAUUAGCACGUUUUUAAACUUUGUUUUACCUAUCAAUCAUGGGACGUCGGAAAAAGAGUCGUUUCUUUUCUAAUGCUAAGGGAUUUGCCAAGCAGGGUAUCUACGGACGUGGCACACACAUUAAUGACGAAACAUUCAGCUAUUUUAUUAACAUUUUAGAUGCCAUAAAAGCUGGCUUAGAUGAUCCUAUAAAUAUGGCCAACAAUGUCUUCGAGCAAACUGCAGAUCAGGAACUGUUCUUAGCAUCAAAUCAAAUUGUAUCUAAAGCUUUGGAAUCGCUAAUAGGAUAUGUAGAUGAUACACACUUGGAACGCUAUUUCACUAAAUUUGGUGACAGUUUGCGUCCCAUGUGUUCCGACCCCUUUGCGUCACAUGUGCUGCAGAAAAUGAUUGAAAUUGCGUUUCUACGUGGAUGUGGAAAAGAAACCGACACCGAUGUUGGUGCAUCACUUAAGAGUGCAAAACGUACCGCGACAGAAAUCACACAAAACGAGAAAGAUUUCAAUUUAAAAACAGAGUUUUCUUCGGCGCAUCGUGAGCAGUGCCUUAAUUUUGUGGUACGCAUAGGAAAGUUUGUGUUAAACAAUAUGGAAGAUUUCGUCUGGGAUCCAUGUGCAAAUCACAUUAUUCGCACAACAUUACUUUGUUUGGUGGGAAUUUAUGUGCCCAAAGUUGCUUUCGCAAAGGGUGGGUCUGACUUGACGAAAAAUAGUACCUGUUUUGCGGUACCUACAGAUUGGUAUAAUUUGAUGAAGGAAUUUGCCCAACGCUUGCAAAUGUGGCCGCAAUACAAAGAAUUUCCUUACCAAGAGCAUUCAUCUGCUUUACUGAGCGUUAUAUUUAUAGCGCUUAGAAAGGUGGACAAGAGUAUGCUAAAGCAUUUGGGGAAAAAAAUAUUAAGAGAGGCUUUUCAAGAGGAAGUUUCCAAUAAAAACACAAAUGACAAUUAUAACGACGAGCAGAAUGAACUUGUCGAAUCAAAUUCUGCAACCCAUCACACACUGCCCAAAGUUUACCAUCAUCAAAGUGCUAUUAUUUUGCUGGAAAAUAUGAUAUGUGUUGCUGGUACUAAGCUCUUAACAGAGGUUUAUACUUUACUCUUUAAAGGCCGUAUCGCUUACCUUUCUAAACAGCCAAAUACGAACUUUACUGUACAGAAAUUGCUACAAAACAUAAGCGUACUAUCAGAAUUUGAGUGUGUAUUCAACGAAUUGCAACCACACAUUGAGACGUUACUUAAAAUCGGCCAUACGGGGGUCGUUUCGGAUGUAUGUUCCGCAUGUUUGCGUCUGAGUUGCAAGCAGGCGCAAAUGGUCACUGCACUACAAACAGCUUUGCAUGUUACCAACAACAAGGAUAAAGGCCAACAAUUUUUCAUUUGUCUUAUCAAGUUAAAGCCGUCGGAAGUACUGUCAAACGAUCAAUCGAACUUUAUUCAUUUGCAUGGCUCACUGAUUGUACAACACGUCUUGCAGUUCAAUAAGCCCAUAAGUUUGGUUAAUUGUAUACUGAAUCUGCCUGCAACACAACUGGUGAAAGUUUUUAACACUCCCAAUGGCUCACAUAUUGUCGACGCAUUUAUAAAAAGCAAAUACGUUGGUGAAAAAUCGCGAGAGAAACUAAUUCGAGUUUUGAUUGGCUUUUACGUCGAUUUUGCAAUAACACGUCAUGGUUCGCGUGUAUUUGAGCAGUGUUUCAAUGCUGCACAAGACGAACUGAAGGUGCGAAUCAUCAAGGAACUAGCUGAUAAGGCAAACAUGCUAAAAGGUUCACCUUAUGGUCGCAUAAUCUACUCAAAAUACGGCUUGGAUACCUAUAAACUAUCUCCCAGUAGGUGGCAAUCCAGUUUCUGCAACAUAAAUGACCCCCGUGCAAAAUCACAUAUUAAUUAAUAAUAUAUUUUUAAAAUAUAAUGCAAAAUUUCUUUCAUUCAUCAAAAAUGUUUUGUGCGACUCUAGCUUUUUCACCUGCAUAGACACGAUUCUGAUAUAAAUUUAUUCUGUUAAACAAUAAACAUAUGUCUCCACUUCUGUAUGUA
This is a messenger RNA of Scaptodrosophila lebanonensis, 2056 nucleotides long. Its product is annotated as nucleolar protein 9. The record is from RefSeq and is a predicted model, not a curated record. Lineage: Eukaryota; Metazoa; Arthropoda; Insecta; Diptera; Drosophilidae. Bases 57 to 1910 code for a protein of 617 amino acids. Gene Ontology annotation, cellular component: 90S preribosome; nucleolus; preribosome, small subunit precursor. The transcript is spliced from 2 exons. Gene Ontology annotation, molecular function: RNA binding. Gene Ontology annotation, biological process: endonucleolytic cleavage in ITS1 to separate SSU-rRNA from 5.8S rRNA and LSU-rRNA from tricistronic rRNA transcript (SSU-rRNA, 5.8S rRNA, LSU-rRNA); endonucleolytic cleavage in 5'-ETS of tricistronic rRNA transcript (SSU-rRNA, 5.8S rRNA, LSU-rRNA); ribosomal small subunit export from nucleus.